UGUCAAAAACAGUGGUCAAAAAUUAAAAAAGGCGGCUUUCCUCCUCUACUUGUUGUUUUUUGAUUUUGUUUGUUUGUUGUUGAGGCUUAAAGUUAGAUUUAAUCCUAGAAAGUGGUAACAACUCUGCAAAGAUGAACUCUCAAAGAAAAAGAUCGCAAGUUCUCACCGGCAGUACUGGAAGUCCAAGUAAGAAGUUGAAGAGAAAUCUACAUCCAAAUUCUUAUUUUCAAAUAACACUAAAAGAAAGCGGUUUGAUAACAAAUUGCCCUUCUGAUAAGAGCAUAAUUAAUCAAGAAACAAUACACACAAUUCGUCAUCUUAAAAAGAAUCUCGAAAAACACAUCGACUAUCCUAGAAAUGUUACAGAAUUUAUUUCCAACCUAGAGAAAGAAUGUCAAGAUUUAGACGUUUAUAAAUUUUAUUUGUUUCCUAACAUCAUUCGGCGUGUUGAAGAUAGCCCUGAAGACCACCAUAUCAGUGAUAGCCUAUUUAAAAUUUUGCUUAGUGUACCAAUUUUGCAAAACAAAUUAAUGGCUUAUAUUUUCAAAAAAGCUGUGGAUUUGGCAGCAGAAUCUAAAUGUGGACCUUGGAUACAGAUGAUAUUAAAAUGUUUUUCUUCAUUGGACUGCAUAACUGACACUGAUAAAAUGUCCCUACAUUUAAUUGACCUGUUGGAUAUAGCAACAGAAAAAAAUGUCCGCUUAGAAAUUAUUACAGCUAUCCCAGACAUAGUAGGAGACCAAGAACACAACAAUAUUGCUUCUGAAUUGAGUAGGAUACUGAGUGAGGAUCAAGACCUCAUACCUGCUAUUUUGGAAUGUCUAUCUUACCUUUGUUUGUCUGAUGAACAGCAUGAGCAACUGCAAAAGAAAACCCUCAACAUUUUAAUGUCAUUGACAAAAUGUGAAUAUUUUCCAAAUUUUAUAAAGUUUCUGCUUAUGCCAGGGCGCAUGAGUGAUUCAGCUUAUUAUGAAGCUGUCCAGGGCAUCAGAAAUUCACUCAACUGGCCCUCAUCGUUAGCUAAACCUCAAGAAAUAGCUACAAGCCAAGUUUUGACUGCUGCAGCUAUUAGGAAUUCCAUGUUAUAUUCCAAGGUCACUGCGAAUGCCUGGCUCAAAAUAAUAAAUUCAUGUAAAACCAGUACAGAUCACAAGCCAAUUGAUUUUAUAAUUCUUUUGAUAUUCUACUCCAUUUCUGAUGAAAAACAAAGACAGGUUGAAAACUUAAUAAAAAAGCAAAUCAAACUGGAUAUUUUGAAAGAAGAUUUGUUAGAAGAGUGUUUUGAUAAGUUUGUUCCAAUAUUAAAGGACAAUUUGAAGAAUCUAAUAAAUCUCACUAACUCAUUAUUGAAAACAAAAGCAGAUGCAGUUGUGGAGACAUUUGCUGCUAGAUUAUACAUGCUCAUGUUUUCCAAAUUGGAAGAUUCUUGUCAAACUAUUGUAGCAGAAUUGCUUCAGUUGGGUUUAGAUUGCCAACAAGCUGUGCUGAGUAUACUGCUUAUAUUGAAUAAUGUUGCAUCUAAAGAUAUGUCUUUAUUGAAGCCACAAAGUGUCCAAAUGUUGUCACUGUUAGACAGAAUGGACAACAUGAGUUUGAACGAAAUUAGAGCAGUAAUGAAUUUGCUGUGUGGUCUUGCUUACAGCUAUGAAAACUCAGUCAUCAGGGAUGAUAUUCAUAUGAUUAUAAGAAAAGAAUUAGGAAGUUCCAUUCCGAAAAUUAAAAUACAAGGUAUAUUAGCUGGACUACAUGCUGUAAAGUUUUUAAUGAGUACAAAUCAUGAUGAUGACCAAACUGCAGAUUUUCCAGAUGAUGUAAGUUACAGUUCUGUUACUUUUUUGGCAGAAGGUGCUCUAAGAGAAGCAGCACAAAUCAUAGAAUUAAUAAGUAGAAGCACAAGACAGUUUCCAGACAUGAUUGCGUUUUUUUAUGAUGAAUUGACUACUAUAAUUGAGUCGGCGAGUGUUAUCAAUAAAAACUUCUUAUCAUGGUUAACUGAUGCAGUUACAAAUGACUUGCAGCAAAACUUUAUAGUAGAUAACAUUGAAGUUGAAAGAGUUGGUGAUAUAAAACUAUCUAUGCAAUAUUGUAUUAACGCAGAUAGUGAAAUGGAUGAAACAAUCGCCAUUAAUAUUGCAGGAUUAACAUUGCAGCCUAAAAUUGCAGUCAACAUUGGUAUAUUGUCACCACUUUUUCAGUUAGUUCAAACACUGCACUCUAGACAGCAUGAUGGAACAUUAUCAACAAUAGAUGCUUUGUUAGGAUGUCCUGUAAUAAUGCCACAAUUUGAUGUAGACCUUGUUGAAGAUAUGGAUAACACCACUAUCAACAACAUACUGGACUGUAUAAUUCAUUGUGAAAAUUGGUUCAGGGAAUUGUUGAAUGCCUUUUCAACCCAAGAUGAUGAUGCACUUAAGGCGAAAAUAUUAAAAAGGCUAAUGCAAGUUGAAGAUUUGGAAACCCUAACUGCCGAGGUGUUAUUAAAAACUAAAAUUGCGUAUAAACCACCAAACUGCAUAUUUAACAUUAGUAAGUACAUAGGAGAACACGCUGAAAAGAAACAGAAUGUGAAAGUUCCAAAUACUAAAUCUAAAGCUCAAAAGAAAACAGCACAAGAUGAUACUGUGCUACCUGAAACAGCAAGAUCGCAAGCAACUCAAAAUAAUAAUACCGUUAAGAACAAACUAAAUGUUAUAUGUAAUUUACCUUUGCGGCAAUUAAAUUUGAACCUGCUUCAUUUACUAAAUAAUGACCUAGGUGAUGAAAAUGAGGAAGCAAGCAAUUUAACUAUCAAAUCUCUUACAUUUUUAUUAAAGUGCACUAACAGUAAGCUGGAAUCUGUCUUAUUAUCAAAGAUAAAAAGGAAGACAUUUUUAUCCAAACCUGAAGAAAAUAUUUAUGACCCUAAAAAAGCUGAGGACUGUGCUACGUUUGUUAGUAAAGUCCUCCCAAAAAUGGUGGACCAUUUAACAAUUGUAACUUCAUAUUUAGACUCGCAUACGAACACCCAAAAUGAAAGUGGAUUCAUUUUUACAUCAGAAAUUUUGGAUUAUAUUACAUGUUUGGAGUACAUAUACAACAUGUUCACAAUUUAUUUAAAAUGGAUCGGAUUCAGAAGUCAUCAUAAUGCUUUGCUAAAAACUUCGUUAAGAACUUUAGCAUCAAUAGAUGGAAAUGCUAACCUGGUGUCUCUAAAAGAUUUGCUAUUAGCAACUGCUAAAAAUUUUCAAAAACAUGAAAAAUACUGUAUGCUCUUGUCAACUGCGAUGUCGUUGAUAGAACUGAUAAACACUAUUCAAGAGUACAGUGAUAAUAGAGUCAUCCUAAUAAUUUUACGAGAUAUGGCUCAAAACUUCUUAUCCAUACAAUGGAAGACAUCAGAUGGAAUUCCAGAGAAAGGCUUGGUUUUCAAUCAAAGCGUUGAUAAGCUGGCUGAACUGUAUUUCACGAACAAUGAAAUAUUGGCCCUUAAAAAUCUUACAUUGCAACUAGCUGAUGAAAUCAAAUAUCUGAAGAGUCGCAAUGAUACGCUACCUACUUUCAAAUGUGUUACCAAAGGUAACUUCCCCGUUUUGUAUAGAAAUCUUGGCUCGGCCGUUUACGAAUCGACCAAAUCUCGUCUGAACAAGGGCUUGACUAAUUCUGAACACUUGGGACUAUGGAAAGAUGUGGCAAUAAUUCUUAAAAAUAUGUCGGACAUUUGUAAGGUUUUAGAAAACAGGAACAACUUAUCGGCGUUUUUUAAGAAAUCUGUCCCAGUUUUGAAACUAUUUUUAUCACAAGGUAUUCCCAUUCUAGAAAUACAGUUGAAAAAUGACACAGAAGAAGUGUUGGAAAUUCUCAAGAUUCUUCAACAAUCCACAAGAUUUUUGCAGUCAUUGUGCUGCCAUUCUAGACUAAAGAAAGACAAAGUGCUAAUGAGUAAAGUUCCUGGUAUCAGGCAACUGCUAGAAACCCUGAUUUAUAAAGUUAAAGCAGCUUUGGCUGCUAACAAAUGUUCGGAGGCUUUCUGGAUGGGUAAUCUCAAAAACAAAGAUAUACACGGAGAAAUUAUUGCUACGCAACAGAGCAUUGAAAGUGAAGAAUCUGUUGAAGAUAACGAUGAACAGCUACCCGACGAUGACGACAGCGAUGAUAGUGAUGACGAAAUGAUUAAUCCGGAUUCUAAGAGUAUGAGUGAUAUUGUAUAAAUUAUAAUUAUCUAAUUAAAAUAAACUGUGAUGCCGUA
Ostrinia furnacalis (Asian corn borer) is the source of this 4225-nucleotide messenger RNA. It is a transcript of the gene Fancd2, whose product is annotated as Fanconi anemia complementation group D2. NCBI's taxonomy places the organism in Eukaryota, Metazoa, Arthropoda, Insecta, Lepidoptera, Crambidae. The record is from RefSeq and is a predicted model, not a curated record. Gene Ontology annotation, molecular function: DNA polymerase binding. Gene Ontology annotation, cellular component: condensed chromosome; nucleus. Bases 132 to 4187 code for a protein of 1351 amino acids. The transcript has a single exon. Gene Ontology annotation, biological process: homologous chromosome pairing at meiosis; interstrand cross-link repair; double-strand break repair involved in meiotic recombination.